Molecule: messenger RNA, 1529 nt
Organism: Cavia porcellus (domestic guinea pig)
Lineage: Eukaryota; Metazoa; Chordata; Mammalia; Rodentia; Caviidae
Gene: Dxo
Product: decapping exoribonuclease
Exons: 7
Coding region: 136-1470 (444 amino acids)
Biological process (GO): nuclear-transcribed mRNA catabolic process; NAD-cap decapping
Cellular component (GO): nucleus; cytosol
Molecular function (GO): mRNA 5'-diphosphatase activity
Source: RefSeq, a predicted model, not a curated record
UGGCUCCCACUGAGAGCUGUCGCGUCGCACCGGCUGCGUAGGCAGUGGCGCUAACAAAUGGGUCUCAAAAUCUUGAUGCAAACAGCCGCCCCACCUUUCCUCUCCUCCGAGGGCUUUGCCAAACGUCGUCGCUGAAUGAUUGCGUCAUCGGAAGCCGAGAAGCCACCUUUCGUCCCUCUCUGGCUUCUGAUGUCCUGCCUUGACGUCAUCGCCCUGCGAGGUACAAGUCAAGGUUGGGGGAUUUGGAGAGUGGAAAUUUUGUCCGCUCAGGACUUCAUGGAGCCCAGAGGCCUCAAGAGAAAAGCUGAGAAGACCGAGGUGACUGAGCCCCAGAACAAACUCCCCGGCGCAGCUCCCUCCCUGCCCACUGAGCCGGCCCUCUACUCCGGCCCCUUUCCUUUCUACCGGCGCCCCUCCGAACUCGGCUGCUUCUCCCUGGACGAGCAGCGCCGGUACCACGGAGACGCCAGAGCCCUGCGCUACUACAGCCCGCCCCCCACCAAUGGUCCAGGCCCCAACUUUGACCUCAGAGACGGAUACCCCGAUCGGUACCAUCCCCGGGAUGAGGAGGUCCGAGAGGGGCUGGACCACUUGCUGCGCUGGCUUCUGGAGCACCGAGGCCAGCUGGAGGGGUGGCCCAGCUGGCUUGCAGGGGCUGUGGUGACGUGGCGGGGGCAUCUGACAAAGUUGCUGACCACACCGUAUGAGCGACAGGAGGGCUGGCAGCUGGCUGCCUCACGGUUCCAGGGGACGCUGUACCUGAGUGAGGUGGAGACGCCAGCCGCUCGGGCUCAGAGGCUGGCUCGGCCUCCCCUACUCCGGGAGCUUAUGUACAUGGGUUACAAGUUUGAGCAGUACAUGUGCUCAGACAAACCCGGAAGCUCCCCGGACCCCUCUGGGGAGGUUAACACCAAUGUGGCCUUCUGCUCUGUGCUACGCAGCCGCCUAGGAAGCCAUCCUCUGCUCUUCUCAGGGGAGGUGGACUGCACAGACCCCCACGCCCCAUCCACACAACCCCCCUCCUGCUAUGUGGAGCUCAAGACUUCCAAGGAGAUGCACAGCCCUGGCCAGUGGAGGGGCUUCUACAGACACAAGCUCCUGAAAUGGUGGGCUCAGUCGUUCCUUCCAGGAGUCCCAAAUGUUGUUGCUGGCUUCCGUAACCCGGAGGGUUUCGUCUGUUCACUCAAAACAUUUCCUACCAUGGAGAUGUUUGAACAUGUCCGGAAUGACCGUGAGGGCUGGAAUCCCUCUGUGUGCAUGAACUUCUGUGCUGCCUUUCUGAGCUUUGCCCAGAGCACGGUUGUCCAGGAUGACCCCAGACUCGUCCACCUUUUCUCCUGGGAGCCCAGAGGCCCAGUCACCGUGUCUGUACAUCGAGACGCCCCUUACGCCUUCUUGCCCACAUGGUACGUGGAGGCCAUGACCCCGGACCUCCCAUCACCCCCUAGGACGCCGUCCCCCAAGGACUGAUGCUGCAGAGGGGCCGAUCGUGUCUCUGUGUAGAUAAUAAACACGUGUUCCUAAGCGUU